This is a messenger RNA of Cuscuta europaea, 2479 nucleotides long. NCBI's taxonomy places the organism in Eukaryota, Viridiplantae, Streptophyta, Magnoliopsida, Solanales, Convolvulaceae. The record is from the annotation of a GenBank genome assembly.
UUGGUAUACAGUUAUACACACGCAUAUACCACAAAAUUUAGAAAGAAAAUAAAAGUGAGUAAGAGAGAAACAAUCGCUAGGAGAGGGAGUUGUUCGCCGGAGUUUGCCAGGCUGAUUUUCACAUCUAGAAACGGAGGGUGAGACGGAACUGCAACUGCAACCAGUCCACUGCUGCCUUGCCGGAAAACUCCUCUACCGACGUCGUUCCGCUCGUCCGUCUUUGGUGAGGUGAAUAUUUAGAGACCGGAUUUGAGAAAGAGAAUUAGGAGCAUCAGGACUUAAGAAAUGCAUGGGCUGAUUCACUGUCUUCCGAUUGUUCUUUCCUGCUUCAAAGGUUGUGGCAACAAAGUUAAUCUUAAAGUUGUGAAGUCAUUUAGCCUUGAGAUGGUUCAUGGUGUGCCACAACAACAAAAUGGGUAUCAAACAUUUUAUUAUAAACUAGAAUCUUAUUCUAACUAUAAGAUCAUCAAGAGGUGGAGGGGGGUCCACUGGGCAUGGAGGUAUCAGCGGAUCCUGGGCCGAGUGAUCGUUCUGUCCUAACAUCGCAUGUAACACUUGAGAUUUAAUUUAAAUGGAUUAAUAGUACUACUCAUACCAACAAGGUGCAUCUCCUUUUAAGGGAGCUCAUUAGUCAAGAACUCCAAAGUUAAACGUGCUUGCAUGAGAGUAGUCUUGGGAUGGGUGACCCUCUGGGAAGUUUCUCAGGGCGCGCACGAGUGAGCAAAAAGUGUGCGGAAAAGGCUAGUGGCGGUUUGUGAGGACAGUACUAGAGGUCAGAAAUAACUACCUCGGGGCCGAGGUGUUACAAAUGGUAUCAGAGCAACCCUGCGACAGUGUGCUGACCCGUUAGAUAUUGGGCGGGCAGUUAGCAGAGGAGGAUUCUGGUAUUUGAUUGAGAUUUGAGAUUGGUUUAUGGGCAACGAGGACGUUGCGUUCCUAAGUGGGGGUGAUUGUAACACUUCAGGCUGACCUUCAGGGGUCAUCUCUGAGGAUGCCAUGACUGAGGGAGCAUUUCGUUUUUCUUCACGUGGACGCUGAUGAGGUGAUGAUACAGCAACAUGCACGAGCAUAUAUUUUGAUGAUGAUGGGAGCUUCCAUUUUCGAUGACAAUAGCGUAAAUGAGGUUCAAGUGCUGCACUUGCCUAUGCUAGAGAGGUUUGAUGUAGCAGCACAGUUCAGUUGGGGUAGUGCCACACUGGCUUAUCUCUACAGACAGCUGUGUCGCGGCUGCCAUAGAGGGAGCACAGAGGUUGGAGGAUUUUUGCUUCUUCUCUAGAUUUGGUCAUGGGAGUACGUCCACAUCGGGUGUCCCAUUAUAGUGGCAUGUCAUGGCAUUGAUAGACACCCACUGCCUGAUGAGCCUCCACGUCUCCUGGGACCACAUCAUUUACGGGGUGACGACCCUCUGGGCCGUCGAUAUGUUUUCAAUCGUUUGAAUUUAUGUUAUUGUAUGUUGAAUAUAAAUAUAUUAACAAUAUUCAUAUUAAUAUAUGCUACAUGAAUGGUUAGAUGGCUAUUUGCUGAUCUAUGUCGCACAUCAUCGGCUUCUGGGCUCGGAGUGUACAUGGAUGCAUUUGAUCGGAUGUCUGAUGAUCAGAUUACAUGGAUGCCGUAUACAGCUGAGAUGUUUGCAGAGUUACCCCCGCUGGACGAGAGCAUUCUCACAUAUGGUGAACACGCGUGUCGUUGAUAUGUUUUGACGUUGUUGAGCUUCAUUUGCCUGAUCGUGUAUUGCGACAGUUUGGGUAUGAGCAGGUCAUUCCAGCACCUAUCAACACAUAUGUAGACUCUCAUAGGUUGGAUAGGCGUGGGAAGCAUACGGAAUAUUGGGCACUCAAACAUGUCCAAUAUGUCACUGUGUGGGAGAGGCGAGCUACGCUUGUUGUGACUGGGACACUGACAUUAGUCCCAUCUGUUUCGGGAGACUACAUGGGAUGGUAUUACAACAUCACUCAUUUGUUUGUGUCUCCUUCAUUCAGACUCCCUACUCACCAUUAUCAACCUAGUUCCUUGGCUUUGCAUCUGACGACACGAGCUUUGCAGCGUAUACAUCAGCGGGCUACUAUCACAGUGAGUGAUACGCAUGACGUGGACAUGUACGGUCGGGCUUUGACGGGCAUCGUCUCGUUGUGUUCAGAUUUGUUGGGGCGAGUCAACUACGGUCAUCUUAUACAUAUGCCCCCAUCUCAGGAUAUGCCAUCGACAUUUAGUGCAGCGACAGCUUCAUCAUCCCAGACUCAGCAUGAGAGAGUGGUUCAUCAACCACUCCAGCGGCGUAGGCAUAGGCAGCAACAUCUCUAUGACCAAGACGAUCAAGAAUACCAUGAAAACUUGUAGUUUGUUUUUUGUAAUGGAGUUUUUCUUGUACACUAUAUGUUGUAGGAUGAAUUGACUUUAUUUUAUGUAUUUCCACCUGUAACCUCUUUUAUGAUGUGUUGAUGUGUUCGAUUAUGAAUAUUAGAUGACUACUGUGUUAUGA